Carassius gibelio (silver crucian carp) is the source of this 10393-nucleotide messenger RNA. Its product is annotated as methylcytosine dioxygenase TET2. Bases 413 to 5917 code for a protein of 1834 amino acids. The record is from RefSeq and is a predicted model, not a curated record. Gene Ontology annotation, cellular component: nucleus. The transcript is spliced from 11 exons. Gene Ontology annotation, biological process: positive regulation of transcription by RNA polymerase II; oxidative demethylation. Gene Ontology annotation, molecular function: zinc ion binding; DNA binding; DNA 5-methylcytosine dioxygenase activity. Lineage: Eukaryota; Metazoa; Chordata; Actinopteri; Cypriniformes; Cyprinidae.
AAACACGAAGAAGAAGAAGAAGAAGAGCGUGUAGGUCGAGCCUGGCCGAGGGCUGCCGUCAAUGGAUUGACAUAAGAAGGAUUUUCCUUUUAUCCGGUGCUUUGGUCUCUGUGGCAGCAUGUCAGUGUUAGUGUUCAGAUAUACGCUGUGAAGACGCGUGCCCAGGGAAGAUCCAUCGAAGAGCAAUGCUGACGGAUCGGUCGUGUCGUACAGGCGGGGAAUAUUAUUAGCCUUCAGACAGUGCCUUCAGACGGUAUCCAUAUGUCAUUGAUGGAAAAAUGUCAAUGUGAUCUUGCUUGAAACAGGGAACAUUACAUGAAAGAUCUGAAAAGUUAUAUACUGUAUAACUUUAUACUGUUUCCCAUGCCGGCUAUCCUGAACUCCACCUCCCUCAUCCUCACUGGCUUCAGCUAUGCCUCGCACUCCCAGAGCACCCAAGAAGUCAUCUUCUGCAUCCAAAAAGCAAAAUGUUAGGAGGGUGAAAGCUUCCAAGACUAGGAGGCAAACAGUCAACUUGCUCAAAGCGAAUGUCAAGAUCAGGAAGGCCAUAGACAAGAAACAGGCAGCCAAAGCGACCCAAAGGACUGUUGUCAGCAAGCCCAGUAAGAGGACAGUUAAGAAUGUCCCUGUUGCUAAAGGAUCUAGGCACACGCGUGGUUCUUCGAACCAAAAUGGCUUGUUGUCAAAACUUAAUGGGAAAGGGAAGUCACCUCACAAUAGUGUCUCAUGUCCGAGGGAAGUGAAGUCCUACAGGAGAGUGGUUACAAAGAAACAGGGAGUUCUGGAGAUCAGGGAACAGGAUACUGAUACUAAAAGGUCAGAAGUUCAUGAUACUAAUGGUGAUGGACAACAAAAGGGUGCUGAAAUUCCCACUGGAGAGGGACAGAGUGUUAACAUAAGCUCAGAGGAAACUGCGGAGGAUCACAGAGAGACUGUUGUUCACAACACUGACCAGGCAGAGGAAGAGACGGUAAAGGCAGGCACAGAAACUCUGCAAAACGAAAGCUGCUCUGCUUCUACAGAGCAGCCGAAAACAGCGUUUGUUGAGCAGCAUGACUCUCACGACCCCGUCAAUAAUGUGGACUUUGCCUACAACAAUAAUACCUCAGACCCAACAACUCCCUCCCCUUCACAGUCGGAUAAGUAUGUUUCAGGUCAGAUUGAAGAGGUUCAACACAUCGUUCCACACGUGAACUUUCCCGACAAUUCUUUUCAAAGCGCUCCAGAAAACUCUACAGAAGCAGGUGAGACUGUGGCCUCCAAUGAAUCGCCAGCACUUGAAAAAAUUGCAGAUGCUCCCCAGAAGGAAAAUGAGUUUGAAAGCACUGUAGACUUGGACGCCAAAGAUGAAAAUGAUGAUGAAAUGUCGAUGAAGAAAGAGGGGGCGCUUUCUCUCCUCUCGCUGAGCAUGACCAUUUACAACAGCACUCUCUGUGAUAUGGGCCGUGGGCCUCAGGCGACCACGACACUCUCCAGUAGCACAGAAAGCACCCAGUCCUCAUUUGACAGUGACUCAGAGUUGGUUCUGGAGCACGGGGCGUCAGGAAACCCUUCUCUUCAAGUUGAGGAUAUUCAGCGGCGUUUACUUCAAGUUCAAGAGAGGAGGGACAGGAAAAGGAGAAUUCACUGCGGUGUUUGCACACCUUGCCUGCGCAAGAUCAACUGUGGGGAAUGCAGGAGUUGCCUGAACCGAAAAACAGGCCAUCAGAUCUGUAAGCUCAGGAAGUGUGUUGAGCUGAGGAAGAAGCCCCUCAUGAUCUAUACGGGAGAGGUUGAGUCAGAGGCAAACUCAGUAAAUGGCACAAGAUCAGAGCAGAUGGAGGAGACCUGUGCGGCACCAGAGGAAGAGGCGCAUUACGUAUCCUUAACACACAAUGUUCCACCUGAUGUUCCUACACCUAUCCAGCAUGGCUUAUUACCAGCACCUCCUGGAAAGGAGCCCAGGGCCACUGAUGUGCUUCUCCCUCACAACAGUUCUCCAACCUCUCAUAAUGGUGCUGAAUACAUGAAACCAAACACUGAGAGGCAUGUUGUUCCCACUGAGCCACACGCCACUUUACAUAGAUCCACGUUUAAGAAAAGUUGUGAAUCUGAGUCCUUUCAAGAACAGGUGGUUCCUCUGAAGAAUAUAAAAAUUGAGGAGCAGUGGGUUGAGAUUGAUGACCAGCACACAAAGCGCUUAGAGACUAGAGGGUGCUAUGAAGAUGCUUUAUCUACGCUUGCAGCUGUGGUCUGCUUCUCCAGUACGGACAGGAAAAGUCUAGAGGAGAGGCUUUUUGGGGCUCAGGCCUCAGACAUGUGUUUAAAAACUGAGCCGAAAGAAGAACCAUAUCAGUGUCAGUUAAAUCAAGGAAAAACUCCAGAAGAACCUCCUCAGAAUGAUAACAUUGCACUCAGUGUCCAGUCUCUGGUCCAGCAUAGGAAUAUUAGCAUUGAUCAGGCUAUAGCUAUUGAGGCCUUGACCCAACUGGCAGCUACUCCACAGACAGUGCCCUUUGAACCAGAAAACCAGAGUCAGGACGCUCAACGAGAAAUGUCUACUUGCUUCACUUCAAGCAACCACAUACCUCUUCGAGAGGCUAAACCAGUUUCAGAUGUUUUCUCUAACAAGGUCUCAGUAAUCAGUUCAUCAUUGCAUCAGACUUCUGUCAUCCGCAACCCUCUGAACAGGCCGGCCAACUUCACCCAAAAUCAGCAUUGUGCAUCUACCUCCAGAAAACUUUCCUUGAAGGAUCUUCUGGUGGCCAGCUCUGAAUGUGAAAAGCUAUCGUAUACCACAGAGAACCGCAGAAAUGGCCAAGCACUUUGUAAAGCUGACAGAUUAGAAGGCACUUUCAAGAAGUAUAAGCAUGGAGAAGCGACUCAAAUCUCGAGAAAGAGGGACGAGGAGGAAGUUGCAGCUCAAUUGGUGCAGCUUGCGUUCAUGAUCGAAUCCAGGCAGAUGCAAGUCUCGGAAAACAAUCCACCGAAAGGUAUGCCGACUCAGAACAUGAAAUACAAUCAUAAUUAUUUGGGGCAGCACUUAAAAAAGCAAAGUAAACCUAAAAUGGCUCCAUCAAAACCCAGGAUGUCCAAGAAGAAAGCUGCUGAGAUCGAGGGCAACCAUUGUAGGAUUCCAUUGGCCAAGAGGACGCCCAACAGGAAAACCCCACUCAAGGGCACCCUUCAGAAAGCCAAUUCACAACAAAAGAUGAUUUUCCAUCACAAGAGGAGUCUGUUUCUUCCACAAAUGCAGAUAGACCUGAAAAAGUACAUAGCAGAGGCUCAUCAUGAGAACAGGCAGCUCUUAUUCCACAGCAACUCCCUGAAGAAAGAGCACUUUGAAACGAUCUUAGGUUCUGGUAAGCAGAAUGGCUUUCACUUUAAAUACGAGCAAGGAGCUCAAAGUCAUUCUUUACCACCACCAAACGGGCUGUUUCACAAUCAUACAAAUGACCAUCUAGGUGCUAGCCAAUGGCCAAGGCAUGAAUGUGAACAACAAAUGAUUUCUCAGGUAUCGAAAACCUACGAUGUGCUAAAUCAUGGUGCUAAACAACAACCUCAGCAGACCAUGGCCAGUGAACCCUGUAAAGACCCGCCGCAAAGCCCAGUGAUGUACCAUAAAGCCAACGGCAUUAAUGAUCAUCAACACAUGCACUCGAAUCACAAUGGAUUAUACCAAGUUGAGAAGUCUGGAGGUGUUACAGUAUUGUCGACAUCCAAUGUGCAUUUGGAGAAUGGUGAUGUGGCAAACACUGGAGAACAGACUCCUACCAAGCACACGAUCAACAGCUUUUUGGAGUCUCCAAUGAGGUUCUUGAACACACCAACCAAGAAUCUCCUCAACACCCCCUCCAAACAAAACACAGAGCUGCCCUCCUGUGAUUGUGUGGAACAAAUAAUUGAGAAAGAGGAGGGUCCGUACUACACUCACCUUGGAUCUGGCCCGAAUGUAGCAGCCGUGAGAGAGAUGAUGGAGAACAGAUAUGGUGAGAAAGGCAACGCUGUCCGUAUGGAGGUUGUUGUGUAUACAGGCAAAGAGGGGCGGAGCUCACAGGGUUGCCCGAUCGCCAAGUGGAUCAUACGUCGAGGAAGUGAGGAAGAGAAGUUGUUGUGUCUUGUGCGGCAGCGUGCUGGUCACUGCUGUCAGAACGCAGUGGUAGUCAUUCUCAUCUUGGCCUGGGAAGGGAUCCCACGAAGUGUGGCUGACAGGCUGUACCAGGAGCUCACACACACUCUCUGCAAAUAUGGCUCACCCACUAGCCGCCGCUGUGCCCUCAAUGAGGAUCGUACAUGUGCGUGUCAGGGUCUGGACCCAGAGACCUGCGGUGCCUCGUUCUCGUUUGGUUGCUCCUGGAGUAUGUACUACAAUGGCUGCAAGUUUGCACGCAGCAAAAUCCCCCGGAAGUUCAGACUGCAGGGAGACUAUCCUGAGGAGGAGGAGAAGUUGGAGAAAAACUUGCAGAAUCUGGCAUCAGAUUUGGCCCCUGUGUACAAGAAACUUGCUCCUGAUGCAUUUCAGAACCAGGUGGAGCUGGAGCAGCAAGGGCAGGACUGUCGGCUGGGCAGGAGUGAAGGUCGACCUUUCUCUGGUGUGACUGCGUGUGUGGACUUCUGCGCUCAUGCCCACAAAGACACACAGAACAUGACCAAUGGAAGCACUGUGGUAUGCACUUUAACCAAGGAGGAUAACCGUGCAGUGCGGAACAUUCCAAACGACGAGCAGCUGCAUGUCCUGCCGCUCUACAAGAUCUCUGACACGGAUGAGUUUGGCCGUGCUGAGGGCCAGUGGGCCAAGAUAAAGUCUGGGGCAAUGCAGGUCCUCUCUGCUUUCCCAAGAGAAGUGAGGAUGCUGGCUGAGCCUGUCAAAUCAGCACGCAAGAGGAAGAUGGAGGCUAAAAGAGCCCAUGCUGAGAAAAUAAGUGGCCUGGACAGUAAACAGUGCACCCCUAUGAAAGUGAAGAACGAGCCUCUUAAAGGUUUCAAACACAACUCUGUUGAACAUUCACCAUGUUCAGAAAAGGAUACUUGUAAUGUAAGCUCCACAAUGCGAAUGUCUGGGGUUCCAGGCAUUGGAGACCGACUCUCAGACUUCCACUCUACUGUCCCAUACAACCAGAGUAACACAUGCGACACACCUCCUGUGGCCUCCGGCUUUGGCUUGUCCACACACCCAGCGUUCCCUCAACCGCAUGAUCCCUCAAGAGGAACGGGCCACAGCAAUGGCUCUCCUUCUCUUAGACACGGACUUGAGAACAUCAGGCAGAUGUCUGAACCAUUCAAAAACUCGUAUCCGAACGAUCCUCACUCUCCCUCAUUCAAAUCAGAGCCUGAGGAGAUACGGUGCUUCCAGGGUGGCACAGCUCCCACCCCGCUCUCCCCACCCAUGGCUGAGGGUCUCCACAGUCGCUUGAACCUGGAGGACCACCACAACCCACCCGUUACAGCACGACCCCUGACCCCAGAGGUGGGUAAAGCGGAGGAAUUGUGGUCAGACAGCGAGCACAAUUUCUUCGAUGGGGAUAUUGGAGGGGUUGCUGUGGCUCCUUCCCACGGCUCCAUCAUGAUCGAAUGUGCUCGACGGGAAAUGCAUGCCACCACUCCCAUCCUGCGGCCCAACCGCACGCAUCCCACCCGCAUCUCCCUGGUCUUCUACCAGCACAAGAGCCUGAAUGCCCCGGGCCACGGCCUGCAACAAUGGGAGGCUAAAAUGGCAGAGAAGGCCAGGGAGAAAGAGGAAGCCGAGCGUCUAGGACUCAACAAUAGGUCAAAGGAGAUGGAUUCGGAUACGGAGAGCGAAAACGAGACUUAUCCGGAAGAGAGACACAAGCUUCAGGUCCCUACUCGUCAAUCGCUCACAGUUACGAGUGACGGCGUCGUCAUGUCAGCGCCCUACGCCCUCACGCACGUCACUGGGCCUUACAACCGCUGGACGUGACGUUCUGUGUGCUUGUCUAGCUAAUGCCUUACCUCAGCUAGUUCUCAUCCUUUCAUGCCGUUUUUAUUAGUGCCCUUUUUCAGUUGUGCUCUUCAUCUCAGCUUUUACGAAGAAAUAGACUACCGUUUGUGAGUUUUUAACUGUGACUUUUGGUGUGUAUGUCAGAUGUUUUUUUUUAUUGUAAAGAGAUGGUGCUCAGAACAGAUGUUAUAAAACUGGUUUUAUACAUAUAGAUAAGAAUUAGUGCAUAGAAGAUGUGAUUAUUUAUUCUGAUCAUUUUCAAGACUAUUUUGUAAUUUAAUUUCUGGUCCAAGCCUGUUUACUGCAAUAGGAGUAUGUCAUCCUUUAAAUGAUGUGUGUAGUAGACUCUCCAAUUUGACAUUGUCAAAUGUGAAUCCUGUAUUCUGGUCUCACCCUCGGGUGCUGUCUUGUCCAACACACGGUAGUUGCUAUUUUAUGGUGCCAUUGUAGCAGUAAGGUUAAAUGACCAAUAUCAACCAAACAUGGGUUUCUAACUGUGCGUUCACACCGCCGGCAUCGAGAGCGUCAAAGUGGCCGGAAAUCAUUCAUUUUCAAUGUAAGCCGGCGUCGAGUAGCGGCGAGGAGCGGUGCGGCGCAACUUGGCCGUUGAGAGCGUCGAGGAGAGUUGAAAUCAAGACAACUUUAUGGUAAUGAGCUAUGACGCGGUUGGGCAGCAACCAAUCGGAAUGUAGAAUCCACCGGAUUCCAGAGAACGCAGCCCCGACCACAUUAGUUCCCAAGCAAAAUGGAGGACAGGUUGAUUAUUGCUGUUUCGCGUUUGCAAUAAUCUAUGAUGUGUCCCCCGUAUUUUAAGUAAAGGAUCUUAAUAUUUCGUCCACAACAAUAUUUAAUGAGGUUAACUUAUAACGUUACCCACCUUGUGGUUAGUCUGCACGAGAUCAACAAGCUUGUUUGCUUUGCGGCCACUUUAAAUACAAAAUAAGCAUUUGGUCUACGUCAGAGCGUCUGAGUGCUCACGAAUCUUUCAGCAGCGUUGUGAGCAUAGACAGUAAAAGAAAUGGACACAGCGACCCCAUUGGAACUCAUUUGAGACAAGUGAAGCCUGUUUUUAGCUAUUUUUAGCACUUCCGUUUCUGACGCGCAGACUCAAACGAAGCUUGACGACGUCAGCAACCUGUCUGACAGAUGUAAAUCUUCUAGUAGCUGUGCGUGCAAACUGCCACCGUUAAUCUUGCAGAGACGGCGAGCUUGAGCGGGGAGCUCUUUGGCGUGAGUGAGCAGGAGUAAGUAUUCUGAUUAAUUAUUUUGUAUAGUAUUUUAAAAUGUAACGCCAGUACGCCAUAUUAAGUUAAUUGCCUGCGAGCUUCUCCUCCUGUCUGUACGGUAAUGCGACAGAGAGUCGCGUGGUUAUGACGCAAUCGUUAGCCUAUUUUUACAAAAACUGUUUCCAUAAUGUAACAUAGAAGGUAAUGGAGCCCUUUAUACAUUGUCGUGUAUCUUUAGGAAUAAAUAAUGGACAACUGGAGCCUUUAAACGCCUCAGAUGUAAAGUUAUUCGCUGUCAAAGUGACGCCAAAAUGAAUGGGAGGUCAAUGGGAUGCUAACGCAAGUGAAGUUCUGCUACAAGAUGGCGGCACCCGGUCGACUUCAUUGCCGCCUGGUCGUGAGCAGAGCGGCAAGAGCGAUUUUUGACGCUCUCGACGCCGGCGGUGUGAACGCACAGUAACAGGAACUUUGUCAGUAAAUUGUUUUGGCAUUGUGAGACAGUGUUGGGGGUAAUGCAUUAAAUUAUAAUCAGAUUUGUUUUUUCAAGUGACUAGUAAAGUAGCGCAUUACUUUUUUCAAUUUACAACAAAAUAUCUGUUACUUUUAUGAAAUAAGUAACAAGUUUUUUAUGCGUUUAUUCACUGACGCCUCUCCUGUCCCAGUGUUGAGAGAAACAGAUACUUUUCAAUUUAACUUAUGGUGUCGAAGGGCCUUUACAGUGUCCAGAAAUAUAACUUUUGGGGGUUUUGUUAUUAAAAAACAAAUAAGCAAGCCUAGCCCAAAUGACAAAAAGUAACGCAAAAGUAACAAUACAUUACUAACGCAGUUAGUUAUGUUUUAUGGAGUAACACAAUAUUGUAAUACAUUACUUUUAAAAGUAACUUUCCCCAACACUGUUGUGAGACAUAGUAUGUGGCAUCCUUUAAAAAGCACUUUGCAUCUUCAGACCAACUUUACUUUUGACGUUUCUGAGAUGCACGUUUGGUUUAUUCAUCAUCAAGUAUCUACAAUCACGUGUUUAGUGUAGACUCAGUCAUGAUUAUGAAACUUUGCAUAUUUAAGCAAUAAUCAUGGAAGGUUUUAUGCUGCAUUUUGACAAAUUGUCCAAACUGGUUAAUUUCUGGCACUUAUGUAAAAGUUUAUAUUAUUUGGUCCCAAUAUUCGAGUUUCUUUUCUUUUUUUUAACUCCCAAAGAGGUUGAAACAUGACUUGAAAACUGCUUAAAUCGUUUUAUACAAUUCAAGCAUGUUAAAUUAUGUUCAAAUGAGUUUACUGUAUGAUUUUCACUGGUGCUUUUAAAGAGAUCCCAUGACACCUCCUGAGAUGUCAUUUCAUCUAUUUUUUAUUGCUACAUAGUGCAUUUUUAUUUAAAAAACAGUCACCUUUUGGUGUGAAGGAUGGGGUGUAUCCAUGUCUGUGCAUGUUUGGUUUUAUUUAGGUGCAUUGAAUGAAAAGAUCGAUCUUAAAUCUAAUGGCUUCUUAAUUGCAUGUGUAUCCAGAGGCCUAGUCAAGAUAUUGGCUCAAACGAAAGGUUUACAUUACUCUUACAUAAGGUUUAAAAUGAACAUACGGCUAAGAUAUGUCUUUUUAAUUUCAUCUUUAAGGUGCUAAAAAGUGUACGUCAGUGUUCAAAACCAUUGUACACUCAAAAUGCUGUGCUUCAGCACUUGAAACGAUAUAUUUUCAUGUAAAUUGUACACAUUAUCUCUCAAAACGUGUUUGAACUAGUACUCGAGCAAUGACAAAGAUAGAAAAGCUCAACAGUAACCCAAUGUUAACCUAUGUUUAGGUCACAGAGUGGCAUGGGUGUGUUCACGCUACUGUCUCUUCAAUUAAACCUACUUUUGCUGAACUAUGAAACUUUCUUUUUGUGUAAAACCAUCAUGUGUAACAAAAAGAUGAUGAUAUUGUAAUCCUGAGUUUGUAUGGCUCAGGAAAAGUGCUCAUCAGUGGUGCUUAUUCAUUGUACCAGAGUCCCCUGGCAUUGACAAAUCACAUACAAUAAGUGACUCUCUAGUUCUGGAUCUUUCUUUUUGACCGGUGCUGAAUGUUUUACUCAUUAGAUCAUGCUAUAUUAUUGAGUGUUUUUCCUCUUGACUUGAUGUGGCACAAAAAAUACUAUGACCUCACAGUCCCUUGAUGGUAAUUGACGGACACUGAAAUGCCAGUACUAUGAACAUCAAAUAGCCUUAGGGAUUUACAAAUGCAAUUCGAUUCAAUGCUCACUGAUUUUUAUGCAUUCUACCAAGCUAUUGUUUUCCAUGCUCUUGAUUUAUGUGAAUUAUGGGUUGGUUUUUAUGUUACUGUUCAAAACCUGGAUUUCUGUGUGAAUUAGUUUUAUAAUUAUAUAAUAUGUAUAAGUACCAUAAAACUUUUUUUUUUUUUGGCUCAUGCUAUCUUGUUUGAGUUCAGAUGAUUAAACAUGGCUCUCAUUGCAACAGUCUUGCUAAUGUUCCUAAAUUUGGUUACAUUCCUUUUCAAGUUAAUAUAUUCACAUUAUGCAUCUCUCGCAUGAUUUUCCUCCUUUUUUUGUUGUAUUUUCUCCUCUUUUCUCAGGUCUCUCUGCCCGUGUAACUUUGGACACUAGCUUCUAUGGUUCUUGGAUUGUCUUCCAAUAGAAUUCUUCAAAAUUUGAAUUUAUUUCUGGUUAUGUUUUGUAAAAUGGAAAAGUGGUUCCCCGUACAACAUCUUCAUGUAUAUGAUCAGUUUGACAGUUGUCUUCUGUAUAUGUUGAAUGAAAGCUGUAGUGUGUAAUUUAUGUAGUACCACUAGCAUCACCAAACAAAAUUCCAUUAAUAAUAAAGAUUAUUUUCAGGCAGUUAUCCCAACACUCUCACAGAUAGUCAGGCAAAUUGAUUGGUUAAUCCAGUGUUAUUGUGUCGGGCUGAUCACAAGCAAUGUUUUGAUUGCUGUUCAGAGAUGCAGAUAUUACAUUUUCAGGGAAUUCAAUUCAACCAUUGGCUUGUUUACUUGUAAAAAAAUAAUAAAUAUUUGGAAUAUUGAACAUUAAAAAAAUUACACACUUCAGCUUUAAGAAUGAAUGUAAGCCAUUAUGGGCACUGUUGUAGUAUAAUGAGGAAUUUUAAACCUAUUACCUUCAAAAAAAAAAAAAAAACUUGACUUGAAGACUUGUUCAUUCUGUGACUUGAAAUGAUCUGUCAAAGAAAGAAAACACCAGCUUUUUAGAUUUUUUCUUGUAGAAAAUAAAAUGCACAGUAGUUGUACAGUA